Molecule: messenger RNA, 2321 nt
Organism: Ictidomys tridecemlineatus (thirteen-lined ground squirrel)
Lineage: Eukaryota; Metazoa; Chordata; Mammalia; Rodentia; Sciuridae
Source: RefSeq, a predicted model, not a curated record
AGCAAAGGAGGUUCAGCGCAGUGUGAAAACACGCAUCGAAGAGAGAGGAGCUCCAGGGAGCUCAUAUACUGGAUGAUGAUCAAGAACGAUGGAUAGUUAUGAUUAUUUGGCAGCCUUUGGAGGCAGAGAAGUUGAGGCAGCAGGACACCAGGAAAGAUGUGUGUCCACGGAGGAAGCAGAAAGCUUAAAGCUAGGACAAGAUAAUGUCAUCUGCCUGCCUGUGGGAUUCACCGGGCCAGUCUUCCAGGCAAGUUACUCCCAUCCGAACCUUCAGAAUGUUCAACCUCCUCAAGUUUCUCCUCAAAUACAAAAUAUUCAAAGGCUUAUCAACAAUCUCCCCACAAAUUCACAUACUGAUGUGCCCAACUAUAAUUUACAGUUGUCAAAUGUAAAUAAUGACAAUAAUCAAGGCAUAAUUGAUCAUCCCCAACAAACUGUUUCAAUCUGUAGUCCCUUACAGCUCAGUUGUGCACAAACUAUAGCAGAUGAAAUGUCAGUGAGUACAACAAACAGCUCUAUUCAGAUUAUGCCAGUAGGAGAGGCCCAGGCAGAAGAUCAAUCUUGCAACAAAUGGAAAAUUAUUAGGAAACCACAAAUAGGGAAAAGAGUGCCAAUUCGAAAAGCACCACAGGUUUUUCCAGAUCCAGCACCUGAGAGGAAAAGAACAGCCCCUAUUAACCCUGCAUAUACAAUUCGAAAGUCACGGAUUGCUAAUAGUGUCCAAAUGCGGCCAUAUAGGGAAAGGGUAAUUCACUUAUUGGCACUGAAGGACUACAAGAAAUCCGAGCUGCUUAUUAGACUGCAGAAAGAUGGCAUUAAAAAAAGUGACAAGAAUUCCCUUGGAAAAAUUCUUUACCAGGUAGCUGACUUAAAUACCCAGAAUUUUUCAUAUUCCUUAAAGAAUUGCAUUUAUAGAGAGAUCCAGAGAGAUUGGCCUGGAUAUAGUGAACUAGACAAGCAAUCAUUGGAUUUGGUACUUUCCACAAAAAUGGAUUCAUUUCAGAAUGCUACUGACACCCAUCACCCGGAAUCUUCUAUAGAUUCUAUUAAAGAUGGCACAUCAUCUUCUCAAACUAAGCUUUUAAAGUUGGAUGGUACUGAUUAUUUAAUAAAAAGAGGGCCUAGAAUAUCUCACCUGACAACGUCAGCACAGCCAAGAUCAAAUAACUACUUCACUAAUAAACAUGAAAAAUCUGAAGUUUGCCUACCAUCCUCUGUAACUCCAACCAAACAGAGCUGCCCAGCAUUUUUUACAACCUACCCAUCCAUUUCAAAUCCUUCUUUGCCUGUAAAUUCCAACAGUAAUUCCUGUAGCAAUCCACAAAGAUGUGGAACUCAAGAUCCACAUAUGGGCUGUGUCAGUCAAGACACUAUUAUCUUUCCAAGCCAACCUAAAGAGCAUACUUCUUUGGAAAACUUAGCUUCUAUCUCAAUUCAAAUGUAUCCAAAGCUGGGGGAGAAAAAAAAUUUGAUAUCUGAUGAGAAUUUUAAACAUAAAGCAAAAAAACAAAGUUGUAAUACUGACAUGAAAGAGAAGAAGGCAAGUUCUAAAGAUCAAGAUAAAUUUACAAACUCAAAUUCUAACAAAGCAGAAAGUUCUACCUCUGAGAAUACCUAUUCAGCAUCUGGACUUGAGGAUUAUUUGACUAAAUAUCACACUAUAGUUUCUCCAGAGCAACGUUGGCAUUAUGAACAGGAAUUUAGAGUAGAUUAUGAUGAAUAUCAGACAUUGUAUGCCAAGAUGCUGAACUUAUCUAAAGCUUUUAUUAGCUUAGAAUCAGAAAGGAAGCUGGUAUCUCCAAACUCAAAAGAAUAUCACAAUAUAAAUCAAAGAAUCUCACUAGAAUAUCAGCAGAUGAGACAGCUUAACCCUAAUUUUGCUGCAGAAAAAUGUAGAUGUGUAUAUCUUUAUAACAAGCUGGUUCAUAUUAAAAAAUUAAUAAAUGAUUUUGACCAGCAGCAAGCAACAUCAAAACACUAAAACAGUGCUUAUUUAACAACCUAAAUAAAAAUCUUACUCAUUAAAAAUUCCAAAUAACUUGCUAUAAGAUUCUAAGGGGAUUGAAACUUUUGUUUUAAUUUAUUUUUCUUCAUUUUAUUUCAAUUCUUGCUUAACUUUUAUUUUUAUUUUCAUUUUCUUUAUUAGUAUUUAAUUUUCGCUUUAUUUUUUCUUAAUUUUCUGCAUUUCAAAAGGAGUUUCAUUCAGUGCCUUUACCUCCAAUAUUUUGUUUCAUUCCUUUUUUCAGAAUAUCAAGGACCUAGUGACUAUGAAAUAACAUUUUGCACAUUUAAAAAAUAAAACUAUAAUGAGUAAGAUGAAA